Molecule: messenger RNA, 708 nt
Organism: Fibroporia radiculosa
Lineage: Eukaryota; Fungi; Basidiomycota; Agaricomycetes; Polyporales; Fibroporiaceae
Exons: 5
Coding region: 1-708 (235 amino acids)
Cellular component (GO): plasma membrane
Molecular function (GO): acetate transmembrane transporter activity
Source: RefSeq, a predicted model, not a curated record
AUGUCCUUCGAGAAAGCUGAGAAAGCAGAGAGCGGCGAGAUCACCCAGGUGGACGUGAACUACCCUACUUCCCAUUCGACGAUGCGGCCUUCGCCCUCCCCUGCGCAACUGAGGAAGUUGGGCAACCCUGGGCCGCUUGGCUUGUUCGCUUUUGCUUCCACUACUCUUUGGUUGUCCUUCGUUAACGCGGGCGUACGGGACAUUAAUGCUCCCAACGCAGUCGCGUCGAUGGCCCUCUUCGUCGGUGGACUCUGCCAGCUUCUCGCGGGCAUGUGGGAAUUCGCCUGUGGCAACAGCUUUGGUGCUACAGCAUUCUCCAUGUUCGGUGGUUUCUGGAUGUCUUAUGCGACGAUCUUUAUUCCGGGAUCGGGCAUCCUUGCUGCGUAUGCGGACAACACGACCGAGCUCAACAACAUGCUCGGAUUAUACCUGGAGAUGUGGUUUAUCAUCACAUCCCUCUUGUUUAUUGCUUCAACGCGGCGAACCCUCGGGCUUGCUGCAUUAUUCCUGUGCUUGGCGAUUACCUUCCUUUUGCUCGGUAUCGGCAAACUUGUGCAGUCAACAUCCACCGGCACGACGAAGGCCGGCGGCGCGAUGGGUAUCAUCACUGCCUUCAUCGCAUUCUACGUUGGCACUGCUCAGUUGCUUGUACGUGAGGAGAGCUGGUUCACGCUUCCGGUCGGGCACCUCCCUCAGAGGCUUGACUGA